UUAAGAGUGGGUAUAUAUUGCAUUAGCAGUCCUGAGGAUUCAACCAGUCCUUUCUCCAGGGAGAAGACAGAAGGAACGGUUCAGCUCUCAGUUCUGAGACUCUGCUUCAAGGGGAGCAAGAGCCCUUCCCUGAAAUCCUCCCACGAUGCUGAGGCUCCUGCUGCUGCAGGUGUUGGCCAGCUGCCUCUGGCUAGGACACAGCGAAGUGGUGACGUCCUUUGCAAGCUGUCCCCAGUUUUUCUAUGGGGGAACCCCCCCAAAUAAUGUCCUGGAGCCACAGAACCCAGCCUGGAUCUGCCAGCGCUACAAGAACCAAUAUCACUUUGCCACCCUGUAUGACAGGAAGAUGCGUAUUCCAGUGUACUCUGCUUACAUCUACAGUCCUGGACCUGGCAACAGAUUUACGUCAUGGUUUGUUGAGCCCCAGCUGAUCAACCCAUCUUUUUCCAAGGAUAUGGAUACAGAGAUAUCCAUUGCAAAUCGAUACAAAGUCACUCCACAGCAAAUUGGCCAGAGUCAGGCUAUCAACCAAGACUACAAGAAACUCCAGGGUUUAGACCGUGGUCACUUGAGCCCCAGUAGCCACCGAAGUGGUAACAACAACAAGUGGGCUACCUUCACCCUCACCAACAUAGUGCCCCAGAACAGCACGCUCAACAAGGGUGCCUGGAAAGACUACGAGAACCAAAUGAUGGCCCAGCUAACCCAGGGCUGUACAACCACCUAUGUCAUUGUGGGUGCUGUGCCUGGGAACAAGUACAUCUCCAAUAAGAGGGUUAAUGUACCCAGCCACCUCUGGUCAGCUGCCUGCUGCCAGACCAACACCAUCAGGAAGACUUGGGCCGUCAUUGCUGAAAACAACAAGAAUCAGGUCCAGAACCUCCCCCUGGCACAGCUGGAGGCCAGGUUGACCACCCUCUAUAGGAAGGGAAAGGUCUCUCUGUUCCACAGUGAUUGUCCCCGCUAACAAACCUCAUAUCCUGGGUGGAAAAGGCUUGAGAGCUUUUCCCUCAUGUCAUAGAAUCCCAGAAUCCCAGAAUCCCAGAAUCCCAGAAUCCCAGAAUCACAGAAUCCCAGAAUCACAGAAUCACAGAAUGGGUUGUGUUUUAUGGGACUUUAAAGAUCAUCUUGUUCCAUCCCCUUCCCUGCGCAGUGACAACUUUCACUACACCUGGUUGCUCCAAGCCCCAUCCAACCUGGUCUUGAACACUUCCAGACAUGGAACAGUCACAGCUUCUCUGCUCACUCCAUGACAUUGCCUCACCACCCCCUCUGUGUAGAAUUUCUCCCUAACAUCUCAUCUAACCCUGCCCUUUGUCAGUGUGAAAACAUUCCCUCUUGUCCUGUCACUCCAUGCCCUUGUCCAAAGUCCCUCUCCAGAUCUCUUGGUGAACUUCUAGCUAGUGGAAGGGGAUCCAACUUCUCCACACAGCCUUUUCUUGUCGAGGUUGAACACCCUCAGCUGGCUCAGCCUGUCUCCAGAGCAGAGGUGUUCCACACCUUGGCCUCCACUGGACUCCACUCCAAUAUAAUUUUGUCCUUCUCAUGUUGU
This is a messenger RNA of Prinia subflava (tawny-flanked prinia), 1552 nucleotides long. RefSeq names its product endonuclease domain-containing 1 protein-like. The record is from RefSeq and is a predicted model, not a curated record. The transcript is spliced from 3 exons. Gene Ontology annotation, molecular function: nucleic acid binding; hydrolase activity; metal ion binding. NCBI's taxonomy places the organism in Eukaryota, Metazoa, Chordata, Aves, Passeriformes, Cisticolidae. Bases 146 to 967 code for a protein of 273 amino acids.